Calidris pugnax (ruff) is the source of this 2442-nucleotide messenger RNA. It is a transcript of the gene EEF1AKMT2, whose product is annotated as methyltransferase like 10. Gene Ontology annotation, biological process: peptidyl-lysine dimethylation; peptidyl-lysine monomethylation. Lineage: Eukaryota; Metazoa; Chordata; Aves; Charadriiformes; Scolopacidae. Gene Ontology annotation, molecular function: protein-lysine N-methyltransferase activity. The coding region runs from base 34 to 765 and encodes 243 amino acids. The record is from RefSeq and is a predicted model, not a curated record. Gene Ontology annotation, cellular component: cytoplasm. The transcript has 6 exons.
GUUGCUCUCUAUGGUGCUGAGGUGCUUCCGGGCAUGGCGGUGGCGGGGGAGCGGGCCGGGCGCCCCGCGGGGCUGGAUCCCGGGUGCCGGGAGGAGCCCUUCAGCCCCUCGGUGCUGGGCACCAGAGAGCACUGGGAUGCUGCAUAUGAAAGAGAACUGCAGACAUUUGAAGACAUUGGAGAUGCAGGGGAAAUUUGGUUUGGAGAAGAAAGCAUGGUUCGCAUCAUCAGAUGGUUGGAAAAACAACAGAUUCCCCUUGACAGCUCUGUACUUGACAUUGGAACUGGAAACGGUGUUUUACUGAUUGAAUUGGCAAAGUCUGGCUACACUGAUCUCACUGGGAUUGAUUACUCCCCUUCUGCAAUACAACUUUCAGAAAAAAUAAGAGAGAAAGAAGGGAUGUCUAACAUUAAAUUCAAGGUAGAAGACUUCCUGGCUCCAUCAGCUGAGCUGUCAGGAUUUGAGAUUUGUAUUGACAAGGGGACUUUUGAUGCCAUAAGCCUUAAUCCCGAUAACGCGGUGGGGAAGAGGAAGCAGUACGUGAGAUCUCUCUGCAGUGCACUGAAACCAGAGGGCUUUUUCCUCAUAACAUCUUGCAACUGGACCAAGGAGGAGCUGCUGAACGAGUUCAGAGAAGGAUUUGAAAUUCUGGAGGAGCUGCCAACACCCAAGUUUUGCUUUGGAGGAAGAAUUGGAAACAGUGUAACAGCAUUGGUUUUCCAAAGGAAAAAAUUGAGGCCAUCCAUCUUGGACAAAUUAGAUUAGUUGAGAAAAGUCUGAACUUUAAACCUGACAGAAAACCUCAGACACGUGUGUAAAUAAAUGCUGUUUGAGUGCACAGUAAAAUACUGUGUAUGGAACUCUAAGGGACUAUAAAACAUUGCCCUAGAAACAGUUCAGCUUUGCAUAACUUGCCCGUAAAUUUUGUCCUUGCUGCAACCUCACUUGUUUAAGGGAAACUGCAAGUUUGUGAGAGAGAGAAAUACAACGAGUAUUUGUGUUUGGAACAUAAAGAUUAUCUGGUAUUUAAUUUUUGUAUUGGUAAUUGGUGAGCAAUAGAGGUAAAGGUAUUCUACAAAGCAAAAAUCUCAUUUCUCUGUUGUGCUGUGUAAUAGGGAACAAGCUUUUUGAAUCUAUGCUGGAUCUUUAAUUUUUUUUACAUGAAUGUAGCUGUUAAGGAGGGAAAUGAAUACAAAAGCUGCAGCACUUGCAAAAAAUGACCAGUUAGUGCUUUAAAUUCAGGCUUUCAGAGGGUCUCACAUUCAGUGAUGUCCUGUCUCCACUGCAAUGGCUCAACCCUUUUCCCACAGAAGGAGGCUGUGGAGUGGUUUUGAAAUUCUCACUUGCCUGAGUGUGUAUGUGCUUUGUCAGUUAUUUCCACCGAUGCCAUAAAUAUAUAAAGGUGCAAUGUUACAAUCUCACUGGCAUGUGAAAUGUGCCUCUCAUUAUUAAUUUGCUCUUAAUGUCUUAAGAGCCAACAAUGACUGUAUGUUUUCCAGUGAAUUUCUUAAGACAGAUUUUAGCUGCAUAAAUCCGUAAGAAUUCAAAGCAGAAAUAUCCAUUCUUUCUUUUUUUUUUAAUUAAACUUGAGUGGGUUUUUCUUAAUUUCUUUGCCUUUAUUUCUUCUGUUUUGUAUUUUCGGAAUACUACUAUUGUUUGAAAGGUAGGAAAAUGAGUUAUCUUUAGGCCUGGAAAAACGGAUGACAAUUAACUUGUUCUUUCAAACAUCAAGGGGGCCCUAUCAGGCAAUCAGGUUUUGUUUCAUGGACAAGGUCAUGUUUGCUUAUCAGGGAAUUGCUUCUCCUAGUUUCCAGACUUCUCCUAGUUCCCAGGGUUCAGGAGAUCUUUAAGGCUCAAUAAAUACUUCUAGUCCUUUCCCAGGAUAGGAAAUAAGGCAUUAUUUGCACAGUGGUGAGUUGUCCCAUCGCCAUCCCUGGCAUUGUCUUUGAGGCAGGAACCCUAAAUUACUCUAUUCUCUUUAUAAAAUGGGAUAUACUGGUUCUGUUGGAAGAAUGCUCUAUCACCAGUGGUAAGAAGGUUUAGUCCCAGUGAAUAGCUCUUUGCAUAUUUGGUCAGGUUUGGGUUCCAAAGUGCCAAAACUUGAGUGAGUGUCUUCUUGUCAUUUGGGUCACGUCAUCGGGUUCCCAGCAGCCAACAGGGUGCUAUGGAAUGGAAGUAGUAAUUCAGAUGGGUUUUUUUUUUUUGACGGAAUAGUACAAAGGAUUCAAAGUACGCUACUGAUAACAGCCUCAAUAAAAAGACUGUGACGUUUUUAUAGCCAAAUUGGCAUCAGGUAGAGUUAAUACAAGCAAAUUUGAAUUGGCAAGUGCUCUGGCAGGAUGUGUUUAGGGCAUCUGCGUUAUUCCCAUCUGUAGUUUUUGCUAAUGAAGGCACGAUACAUAUUUAAUCAUGGAAUGAAAAUAAAGUCAUGACUGUUGUGGA